Portunus trituberculatus (swimming crab) is the source of this 1839-nucleotide messenger RNA. RefSeq names its product ornithine aminotransferase, mitochondrial-like (gene Oat). Gene Ontology annotation, cellular component: cytoplasm. The transcript is spliced from 8 exons. Bases 588 to 1685 code for a protein of 365 amino acids. Gene Ontology annotation, molecular function: identical protein binding; L-ornithine transaminase activity; pyridoxal phosphate binding. The record is from RefSeq and is a predicted model, not a curated record. NCBI's taxonomy places the organism in Eukaryota, Metazoa, Arthropoda, Malacostraca, Decapoda, Portunidae.
UGUAAAACAAAUCGUGUGCAACAAUAGUUCAAUGUCAUUGGGUGAUAUAAUGUGUGUACGUAUGCGUGUCAUUCUUUUCCUCGCCUUCACAUAAAACUAAAGAAAAAUUAAGCUGCUGAUAGUAGCCUCUAAGUAGGGAGUCAUAUGGGUUUCAAACUUGUAGGUUACGGGGUCGCGAGUGCCAAAAGGUUGGGAACCACUGGCAUAUAGUCUCUCCCUGUGAGGUACCAGUUCCUAUAGACACUACCACAUAGAAACAUACUACCCAAGGUUGAGAACCCCUGGUCGAGAGAGAGAGAGAGAGAGAGUCAUGUGGGAGGGAUGACGGGAGUGAGGGACGGACGGCCCGGGACGGGGUGGGUGUGGAUGGCAGGCAAGCAGUCAGGACAAGGCGCUGGCGGUGAGAAUGGUGAAGACGAAGACAGUGGUAAUAGUGAUAAUAACGAAGAGAACAGUGUAUGUGUAGCCUCUCAGUAAUCAGAGACCAACUAGGGACACAAAGCGGACAGCAGUGUGGGUACUUGCUGGUGACACACGAACAUGUCCGCCGCCAAACAUUCUCUGGCUAACGUGUGUUUCUGUGGGACAUGGAGGGCCGCAAGUAUUAUGAUUUCCUGAGUGCUUAUUCUGCGGUGAACCAAGGCCACAAUCACCCACGCAUCCUGCAGGCCCUUCAGGAGCAGGCAGGCAUCCUCUCCCUCACCUCCCGAGCCUACUAUAACAAUGUGCUGGGGGAAUAUGAGGAAUUUGUCACCUCCCUGUUUGGCUACGAUAAACUGCUGCCCAUGAACACUGGCGUAGAAGCGGGAGAGACAGCUUGUAAGAUAGCCAGGAAAUGGGGCUACGAGAAGAAGGGCAUUCCGGCGAACCAGGCCAAGAUUGUGUUUGCCAAUAAUAACUUUUGGGGGCGUACUCUCUCUGCAGUCUCCAGCUCCACUGACCCAACUGCCUAUGGUGGCUUUGGUCCAUACAUGCCUGGCUUCUCUCUGGUGCCCUAUGAUGACUUGGCUGCACUCGAGGAGGUGCUUAGUGACCCUACUGUGGCGGCCUUUAUGGUGGAGCCUAUCCAGGGGGAGGCAGGAGUGGUGGUGCCCCAGGAUGGAUAUCUCAGGGGCAUCCGGGAGCUAUGUGACCGCCACCAGGUACUGUGGAUAGCGGAUGAGAUACAGACAGGGCUGGCCAGGACUGGGAAGAGACUGGCAGUGGAUCAUGAAGGAGUGAAGCCUGACAUUCUGUUGCUGGGCAAGGCUCUCUCUGGUGGACUAUACCCUGUGUCUGCAGUGCUGGCCAACAAUGACGUGAUGAUGGUGAUCAAGCCAGGGGAGCACGGGUCAACCUAUGGCAGCAACCCACUGGCCUGCAAGGUUGGCAUAGCAGCCCUAACAGUGAUGGAGGUGGAGAAACUGGCUGACAAUGCACACAAGAUGGGCAACAUUCUGCGAGGGGAGCUGAGCAAACUCCCUAAGGAUAUUGUGUCCAUCGUUCGUGGCCGAGGUCUUCUCAAUGCCAUAGUGAUUAAUGAAAAAUUCGACGCCUGGAACGUGUGUCUGCAACUCAAACAGAACGGCCGGCUUGCCAAACCCACUCACGGCGACAAGAUUAGAUUUGCUCUUCCACUGACCAUCACAGAGCAGCAGUUGCUGGAAUGGACUGAGAUUAUUCACAAAACUGUGCUGAGUCUGUAGGAGGGAAGAGAGGAGGAGAACCAGGAUAAAUUAGACACAAGGAGAGGAAAGACUAGCUAAAUGGCUGAUUGGCUCUAGGUAUGUGUCUGUAGGAUAGCUGUAGUAAUAAUAGUUGUAGUAGUAGUACUAGUAGUAGAAGUAGUAGUAGUAGUAC